AUGAGCACCAUCACUCGACGACUAUUCUCCACUUCGUCCAUCAUCCGCUCCACAGCGCUCGAAAACACCCUCCCUUUAGAUCCCUCUUCACCCGUCCAUGCCAAACAUCUCCCAAGGGUCCUACAGCGACGUAUCGCCAAACGAAUCAAUGCUAUCGAGCAGUCAACCGAAGAUGGGUCUAUACCAUCUACCGUAAAUAUACCUAACCCGUUUUUGGUGCAGAGGACGAACAGACGAUCGUCAGAAUCAGAAUUGACAGGAGAAGCGAGGUACAAUUGGAAGAAACCUUCUAUAUCCAAUAGGAGACAAAAACAAUUAUUACAAUUUUAUCCUUCUAUCGAUCUACCCAUCUCAGCCAAAUCAAACAGGACACCUUUCGCCUCCGCGUUAGGAUCAGAGAGCGAAGAGUUAUUAGAGAUAGAAGGGAUUUCAAGACCUGUUAGAUGGAAUGACAAGAUAACGAUAAAUUGGACUGGACAAUUAAAACCCAAACAACAACAACAAAAGAAUGUGAAUGAAGCGACGACGAAGAGCUUAUACUCCGGUAGGAAGUUGAUGUUUAAAGGACAUAAAGAUGAGAGGAACAGGGCACAGAAGUUGGCGGAUAGACAGACGAGGUUGGAUGGUAUGGAGAAGAGAAUAAAGGAUUGGCGGCAGGGACGAAAUGACGAGAAGAUCAGGAACAGACCUUCAUUACCAUUCUAA
This is a messenger RNA of Kwoniella botswanensis, 705 nucleotides long. RefSeq lists its product as uncharacterized. Gene Ontology annotation, molecular function: structural constituent of ribosome. The coding region runs from base 1 to 705 and encodes 234 amino acids. Gene Ontology annotation, cellular component: mitochondrial large ribosomal subunit. Lineage: Eukaryota; Fungi; Basidiomycota; Tremellomycetes; Tremellales; Cryptococcaceae. The record is from RefSeq and is a predicted model, not a curated record. The transcript has 2 exons.